Molecule: messenger RNA, 1035 nt
Organism: Colletotrichum higginsianum IMI 349063
Lineage: Eukaryota; Fungi; Ascomycota; Sordariomycetes; Glomerellales; Glomerellaceae
Product: HemK family methyltransferase
Exons: 1
Coding region: 1-1035 (344 amino acids)
Biological process (GO): protein methylation
Cellular component (GO): mitochondrion
Molecular function (GO): protein methyltransferase activity; nucleic acid binding
Source: RefSeq, a predicted model, not a curated record
AUGCCUCGCCUACCGCCCUCCCUCACCCGCCGCGCUCAUGCCGUCUCACCGCACGUGGCGACUCUCCUCCCGGCAUGCCGCGACAUCUCCUCGGCCGUGACUGAAUUCCGCUGGAUCAGAUCGCACGUUGCCGGCGUCCUAAAGCCGCCGGGUGCUCGGGCUGCGGAGGCCCGCAUCGCCCGCCUCUGCGCAAGACGCGGCCGCGGCGUGCCGCUGCAGUACGUCCUCGGCUCCCAGCCCUUUGGUGCGCUGGACAUCAAGUGCCGGCCUGGCGUCCUCGCGCCGCGUGCCGAGACGGAGGCAUACGCGCUGCACCUGGCCGAGAUGAUCAGGUCCGGCCGGCUGCCGGGCCUUCGGGACAGAGAGCUCCGCAUCGUGGACUUCUGCACGGGUACCGGGUGCAUUGCGCUUGCACUCUAUGAAGGUCUCGCGCGAUGGGCGGAGAGGCUGAGCAUCAUGGGCGUCGAUGUUUCGCCGACUGCGAUUGGGCUCUCACGAGAGAACCUGCGGCAUAACGCUGAUGCUGGCGUGCUGCCGCCACCGACCGAGGCGAAGAGCAUCGUCUUCCAGCUGUCGGACGUAUUUGACGAGGCGGCUAUGGCGGUGCUCCCGCGAUGUGACGUCCUGGUAUCGAACCCGCCGUACAUCUCUCGCAAGGUCUGGGCUUACGGCCGCGGCCAGAUGGGCUAUUCGGUGCGAAAGUACGAGCCGAAAAUCGCGCUGGUGCCGGGUGACACGGCGCCGACGUACGAAGGGUGCGAUCAUGCCGACGUCUUCUACGCCAGGUUGCUGGAGGUUGCAGGCCGGCUGCGGCCGAAGGCUUUGCUGUUCGAGGUGGGAGACCAGGAACAAGCAGCCCGGGUUGCGAGGCUCGUCCGGCGGAACCAGUACACAAGGCAGGCAACCUGCGAGCUGUGGAGGGAUUGGCCGGACAUGACGCCUGAAGAGGACGAAGCUUGCAAGGUAGAUGUAGACUUGGAGAGGCUUGCGGUUAGGGGAAGUGGAAAUGUACGAUCCGUGGUUGUUUUCCUGUGA